Molecule: messenger RNA, 1578 nt
Organism: Magnusiomyces paraingens
Lineage: Eukaryota; Fungi; Ascomycota; Dipodascomycetes; Dipodascales; Dipodascaceae
Exons: 1
Coding region: 1-1578 (525 amino acids)
Biological process (GO): regulation of transcription by RNA polymerase II
Molecular function (GO): DNA-binding transcription factor activity, RNA polymerase II-specific; RNA polymerase II cis-regulatory region sequence-specific DNA binding
Source: RefSeq, a predicted model, not a curated record
AUGGCUUUUGAAGUUAAAAACACUUACGGGUCGCGAUCUAUUCUUAACGACAUGCAACCAUCUCAACAACAGGCGCCUAUUCAUGUUGCUCCCGAACCUCAAAGACCUCGGAUAUGCCCACCUCCUGCUUCUGUUCAACAGCAACCCUAUCAACAAUACCAGUUGGCUUCUAUUCCUCCAACUCCAACUCAAACUCCAACUCAUUAUCUUCAGAGCUCUCCUCAGGCAUAUCCUCAGCAACUUCCUUAUGACUACUCAUUUCGCCGACCACAAUUACAACAACAACAGCAACAACUACCACAGACUCAUCACAUCCAUAAUCAUCAUCAUAGUCAUAACUCUCGUCCAAAUGCAUCCUCUUACUUUGAGAAGAAUGGCAAAAUCUCACUGCCACCCCUCAAACUUGGAGGUACUGCAAGUGGUGAAAAGCCUUUGGAAUCUGCGUCGGGUGCUUCCCCACUAAAUGAUUCAGACAUUUUUGCCCUCUCAAAGUUCAACAUUAACGAAGGCCUGGACUCUAAACAUCAUGACCAUCGGUCUUCUUCUCAUCCACAUCCACAAUUACAACACCAUCAACAAGCAUCACAACAAUUACCACCCCCACCACUACAGCAUCAUAGAAUAAGAAAUGGCUCAUUUGACUCAGUCAACUCUGUCCCUCAAACUCUCUUCUCACCUUCGAUCUCGCGAUCAUCCUCCGUAUCCUCUAGCCUGAGUCCGCUGUCUCCACAACAUGAAGUCUUUAACUCUGGGAAUCACCAUGUUUUGUCCCCAGUCUCUAGUUCUUCGGAAAUGUACCCUCCUAUGCAUUAUGCGCAUCCACCUCCCCCACCUCCACCUCUUUCUCUUAUUCAAGAGCAACAGCAUCUUCACCAGCAACUGCACCAGCAGACUGUUUCUCCACCUUCAAAUGUCUCUCCAGUGCCUCCACCAUUGCCUUCAUAUCACCCAUACUCUCAAUCAUAUCACAUGAUCCCUCCUCCCCAGCAGCAGCAGCAGCAGCAGCAGCAGCAGCAACAGCAGCAGCAGCAGCAGCAGCAACAGCAACAACAACAGCAACAACAAAAUCAACAACAUCCACCACACAUUCAAUAUGCAGUGACUGCCGCGCCAACUCCUUCUCCUCCCCAACAGUUACAACAACAACAACUUCCUCCACAACAGCCAGUUUCUACACGAGCUGCACCUUCUGUUGCCAUCCCACCCACACAAUCACCAGUGGUUGCCGCUUCGCUAGCUGCGUCGUCUACUGCGCCGGGAAACACACCGCCACUAAAGCACAAGAAGAAGUACAUUUGCAGUAGUUGCCAAAAGGGGUUCACUACCUCUGGGCAUUUGGCGCGCCACACUCGCAUCCAUACUGGAGAAAAGAAUUACGAGUGCCCGCAUCCAGAAUGCUCAAUGCGAUUUGCUCGCCAGGAUAACUGUAUGCAGCACUACCGUAUCCAUCUUGGUGGCCGAUCGCGUGCAAGUGCAGGGUCGCUGGCGGCUGCUGCUCUUAAUAACAAUGGAUCUGCGCCAAAUGGCGUUCAUGUGGCCAUUGGACGAGGUACUCGUGGCCGCAAGACUAGUCGAUAA